CAUGAAGCCAGGUCCAUAUGGCGUAGCAGAGGAGGAUGAGGAUAGAUGGUGCGAGCAUACAGGGGAAUGCACAGGUUGCCAGUUUUCCAGUGUUCGAUACGCACGACAGCUCGUAGAAAAACGCUCGUGGCUGCUGAGGGCCUUUCCCUGCGGAAAGGUCGGUAAUAUAUUUUCCUACGAUGUUUGUUUGAUAGGGUUUAAUACAGCGAGUGAUGACGCGCGGGGCUUUGGUACAGUUGUGGUGCCUCUGUCCGAUAAAGGUGGAACCGAUCACGGCAAACGCGCUGCGGGAGAAUUGGAGCCGGGUGGAGGGCGUUGCGCUUCGGGUUGUGGCCGUGUCGUGUGUACGCGCUUGCGGCCUGCUCACUCCAUGACAAAGCAACAAAGGGGCCGCGCUAUCAUUCGCCUCCCAUUGCCCGGCGCUUCUCGCUGCUCUGAAUUAUACACGACAGGGCCCCCGCAGGCUUUUGCUCGAACCCCUUUCGCGUUUUCGAGGCAUGCGGAUGCGGGCGCUGGGAGACAGGGCGCGGCGUAAUGCCUUAGGCCGUCUGGAUCUGCCGCCCGUCCGGUGUCCGGGGUGCGUAGGCUUCUGCUGAAUCUUUUGCCCAAACUGAAAGGCUUAGAGAGCCGGCAUCUCUACGCACCUUGUUUGAUGACAAUCAUCACCGCCAACGGAUCAGGCUCCGGCCCUCGCUCCAGAAGGACCUACCUCGCCAUCUGACUCGCCCGCUUUUCGUUUUUCUGUCUUCCUCUCUAUUAUGUUCCCCAGCAGGGAGCAGGGGCGAAGGAUGCUGAUAGAUCUCACCGGAAAAGCCUCGCGCAUUCAUAUCGCCAAAUCGAGCGAAUGCCUACAAACGGAAACGCGAGGGGAAGUAGCUGGCAGUGGGUGGAUAUUAUUGGCACCGGGUCGCGCGACAGUGUGGACGACAAUAGCGCACUUUUUACAGCUCUCGAGCUCUCUGAACUGGAGGCAGAUGGGGCGCGGAGAGAUGAGGAGCACGCAAAGAACGCGCAACGGCACGCGCAAAGUUGUUGACAUUGAGGGCGCCGGGGCGCAGCGCCGCGGAGUUACAAAAUUACAUAAAAGCAGGGCACUCAACAGAGAAAGAAGCAGACAACACAAACGGCAGGCAGGAGCAGAGGGCUCGCCUGGAUGCAUUUGGGGCGGCAGCUGCAAAGGCUCCGACGGUCUUGCUGCCAAAGGAUGGGGGUGAAGGCUGCUGGUCGCCGUGUGCGCUCACUCUGAGGCGUGUGGGGCCAGCUCUUCGCGCUUCGGUCGGCCCAGACGGCGACGGCGCUCUCGCUACCGGCUUAGAACUUGGUUGCGCAAUUCGCUGGCACGGAUGGGCAUCGCCUUCGUAACCCGACCGGAGCGAGUAUCGACCUGACUCCAGGAGAAAAGCGCCGGGUCUUUAUACUAAGCGGCGCGCUGUGCGGUCCGUCGGUUUCGGCACGUUGUGCCAUUUCCGCUAGUCAGAGCGUUCGUCGGCUUUUGGUAAUUUUUCGGUAGCGGGGGCUCGACGAUCGGAAUCAAGGCCGAAAGGUGCGAAGCAGGUAGCAGGAUCCCUCUCAGGUUGGUCCCCUGGCGUAGGUGAAAGAAUACUCUGGUGCCUUUGAUAGUUUUCGCCCACCGUUUGGGGGCAAGAUAUGGCCAAGACCCCUCCGCUUUGAUGGAUCCCUUGGCUCGUAGUUUCUUCGGCUCCUGUAAUUGUGAAAGGGGUGCCAGCGUGAUAAAGAGUAAAAACAAGAAAGGCAAACGCAAAGGCGUGGCGGGGUGAAUAUGCUCCGAGCAGGUGGGCGGCAGGUGGGGGGGGCUCGCUGCGGGCAUUGACAUGAGCCAGGGCAGGGACGCGCGUGGAGGUGUCAUGGUGGGGGCUGUGUGUUUGGGCUUACUCUAUAGCCCGUUGGGUGCGCCGGCGCCGUAUACUAGUUGCCAUUGUCGCGGGUGUCUGAGUGCGCUCGAAGGUAUGCCGCGCUCGCGGUACCUCAUGAAUUCAGAAUGGGCUCGGGCUGUGCUUCGUGUGAUUAAUUAUCCAGGUGAAUAAGCUUAUCUUGUCUUCGCGCUUAGGUUUCGUUCGGGGUUAGUAGGCUCUUUCAAUAGCAUCUUACAAUGAAUAUUGCACUUCAUUUUAGCAGGCGGGCAGCAAAAUUGAUGGAAGCAACGCGACACCACCACUUUCUUAUGCAUAGGUAUCGCGGUGCUUGCCUGCGAUUCAUGGGCACACCGAGUUCGAAUACAGCGCUGAAUGGGGUUACGGAUAUUCGGUAGGCCGUGGGCCAGCUGGAUUUGCCAGUGACGUGGAAUCUAGUCCCAACAUGUGUCGCAGAUUGCCGAAGCGGUUAUUUCUUAGGGAGUAUGACUUGUUUGAUCAAAUUAUUGCGCGUCUAUCUUCAUCUUGUCGCCAGUGGAAGUGCUCCGUGAAAGAUGUAAAUCAUUGACUGAAGAAGCAAACAUUACUGGGAUGAAUUCACCGAUAGAAGCACAAGCUCUAGUUACAAAAAGAACAACAUCGUCGAUUUGGUACUAGUAAAUAAAUAGUUCUAACCGGAGAGCUAUGCGGGAAGCCUCGGAGACAUUUGAAGAUCGCUACGCGCCCAAGAUCAAGGGCAUUUGCGGGCGUGGAAAGGAUGGCAACUUCGAAGUUCUACUGGACGUGCGUGGUGGAUCACUCGGCUACUUCCUGGACGAAUUGGAUGUGCAGGUCUUCAAGGAACGAAACCCCUACGUGAAAGCCCUCACCCACCACAGAGGCAGAGUCUUAGUCUUCGGCGAGACGAAAACAGUGAGACAGCAUGUACGACUCGAAGUAGUUGCGAAACUGAUGAAGGAUCGAAAAUUGCCAAUACUAGAACACGG
Amoebophrya sp. A25 is the source of this 2857-nucleotide messenger RNA. The record is from the annotation of a GenBank genome assembly. NCBI's taxonomy places the organism in Eukaryota, Dinophyceae, Syndiniales, Amoebophryaceae.